UUCUCAUUUACUCAACGAGUGCAACAAAGAUAGUCCCAUUUAUUUUUCUGAGUGUGAGAAAGAGGUCCGGUUGCGUAUCCCCUUAAACUGAGUAAGAGAAUGAUAGAAAACAUAUUUAAAAACAAAUGCCAGUACUUCCCGAAUAUGUGACGCAGUUUAUGUAAUACAAAACCGUAUGAGAAACUUUUUUUAUUACUUAUUCGUUAAUUAAAACUCAAUUGCAAACUAGUCAAUAACAAUACCAUCAACUUUUGAAAGUUUUUUUAUUUUUGUUCAAUAAUAAAAUAUAAUAAUCAACAUAACAAUUAAUUAAUAAUCAAUACAACUUAUUUUCCAUGGAUAAGUAACGACGUCUAAUCAAAAAUAUAUAAGAUUAACUAAAAUCGAAAAAAUAACAUCAGGAAAUAAAAGUUAAUUCUAACGAUUGUUACAAUGACAGAGAAUAAUUUAAAAUCGGAGGAACCAUUUCCUAAAUAUUAUGACAAUUUUAUUGCUAAACGUGCUGAUGAUUAUUAUUGUAAUUUAUGUGAAAAUAAUUAUUCAUCAUCUAACUUGAUAAUUGAACAUACAGAAGAUGCGGUACAUCGAAAUCUUUUGAUACACGAAAAACGCAGCCGAGGAAUCGUUACCGAUACUUCGCUUUCCUCUGAAUUCUGUAAGCUCUUUGUUGAAAAUAAUAUCUUUGGAUCUGAAUCUGUAUAUUUAGAAUGUUACUCAUGUAAAGUAACUAUCCCAGUUGAUAAAAGUACUGAGCACAUCAAUAGACUGAGCCAUAAAGCAAAACACAGUUUAUUUCUCGCAAAAGUUGAUAAAUCUGAUACUGAUGUUGGAAAUGAUGACCAAAAGUAUCCAGAUUACAUUCGUUUUAAGUAUAAAAAUGAUGAUGAAAAAGUUUUGACAUGUUUUAUAUGUUCCAUCAAACAAUUGUGGAAAGAACACCAGAAGGAUACAGAACAUCGAUGUAGGGCACGAUUUUUCUUUAAAAAUUUUACAGAUAUUCCAGGCGAUGUUGUUUGUAUGUUGUGUAAAAAAACAAUUCCUAAAGGUUCAGUGAUAGAUCAUGCUGGUAAUGAACAUCAGUUAAUGCCCUGGUACAGACCCGUUGAUGAGUUUGUUAGUUAUUUCAAAAAUUUCAUUCUUCCAAUGGGCUAUAAAUACUAUUGUUAUUUAUGCGAUAAAGUAUUUUGUCGGUGGUACCUUUCCUUAGAACAUACAGAGGAUGCGCGUCACUUAAAACUUGUCAAAGAAUUGAUAAAAGAUAAAGACAUUAAUAAUCAACUUUUGUCACCGGAUUUUUGUGAACAAUUGUCUGCCAACAGUAUUUACCCAGUCAAUUUCAAACAGUUAAGAUGCUGGGCCUGUCAAUACGUCAUUGAUGGAUACGAAACCGCUAGUGAACAUAUUGAUUGUGAUGAUCAUACGAUCAAGUUACGAGAGAAAAAAUCCGAGUUAUUAUCAAAACUAUACAAGACUUCAAAUAAUUGGAGAAAAUAAAUUUCAGAUCUAUCGGUUAAUUAUCAUGAAUCUGAAAUACAUUCAGAUUCUGAAUAGGAAACUGACAUAAAUAAUUCUACAGAUCAGUCAAGUAUAGGCUCUGAUGAUUCAGCGACUGUUGAAUCAACCCUACCUAUAACAGAUGAUAUAUUUUUAAAAUAUUUUGAAAACUUUAUUGGAAGAUAUUCAAAUAAUUUCCAUUUCUAUGUAUGUCACAAUUACUUUCAUACUCAAGAGUCGGCCAUAGCGCACAUGGAUGAUGUAAGACAUCGAUCACUCACACAAUAUACAAUAGAUAAGCAUAAAAUUGUCAUUGAUAAAUCUUGUUCUUCAGAAACUUAUAAAUUAUUUUUUGAUAAUUCUAUAAUACCGUAUACAUUUAAAAUGUUAAUUUGCGUUGAAUGUAGUGACCCUUCGGAGUUUACCGAAGCUAAAGGGCAUGUCAAGAGAAGAAAACAUCAGAUAGCAUUUGUAUUUAAAUAUAAUUAUUCAAAUUAUAAAGAUAAAAAUCCUUGUGUUCAAAGGCGAAAAAAUAUGGAAACUAAUUCGAGUCAAGAGAAGAAGCUUAAAAAAAAAUUACGACGUGAAUUGAAGAAACAAUACUAUGAGUAUUUUCAAAAUUGUAUUGGAAAAUGUCGUAAACAAUUUUUCUGUCAUGUACGCAAAAUAGAUCUUCCAUGUUAAAACUCUACAACAUAAAGUAAAUCUAGAAAAACUAAACACUUAAAAAAUAAAUAUUUUUUCACGUAAAUAUUUGUCAUUUAUAUGAAAAAGAAUAGAUAUUUUUUCACAUAAGUAUUUGUCUUUUAUAUGGAGAAUUAUUAUUUAAGAUUUAAAGUUUUUCAUUUUUCA
Molecule: messenger RNA, 2346 nt
Organism: Microplitis mediator
Lineage: Eukaryota; Metazoa; Arthropoda; Insecta; Hymenoptera; Braconidae
Exons: 2
Coding region: 433-1494 (353 amino acids)
Source: RefSeq, a predicted model, not a curated record